Ziziphus jujuba (common jujube) is the source of this 944-nucleotide messenger RNA. RefSeq names its product cytochrome c-type biogenesis CcmH-like mitochondrial protein. The record is from RefSeq and is a predicted model, not a curated record. Bases 233 to 712 code for a protein of 159 amino acids. Lineage: Eukaryota; Viridiplantae; Streptophyta; Magnoliopsida; Rosales; Rhamnaceae. The transcript has 4 exons.
AAAAUGGAUGUGGGCUACACGCCGUUUUUCCCACCCCAAAAAGCCGGUUACUUUGUUUGAUCGGUGAAUGGAUACUAAAACUCAUAUUGAAGCAGAGUGUUUUACAUUCUCUGGAGGAUCGAAGACAGUCUUUUCCAAUUUUCGCUCAAACUGACCCGACAUAUUAGUCCUUGACUCACUUCUCAAGAAAAGUGAUAAUUUCGGUUUGUAGAAGCGAAGGAGAUAUAUAGAAAUGGCAAAUGAAGAGGAUGAGGUGAAGAAGGUACAAGUGGUUGAAGCCCGAGCAAGAAACAUAAGUCACAAUGUUCGGUGCACUGAAUGUGGUAGUCAGUCCAUUGAAGAUUCAGGAGCAGAUAUUGCCAUUCUCCUCAGAAAGUUAAUUCGAGAUGAGAUUCAUGCUGGGAAAACAGAUAAAGAGAUCUAUAAAAAGCUUGAAGAAGAUUAUGGAGAGACUGUUCUGUAUGCCCCGAAGUUUGAUCUACAGACUGCCGCUCUGUGGCUAUCACCACUUCUAGUGGCUGGUGCUGCAGUAGGGAUAUGGGCUUACAAGAAGCACAGACAAAAGACUAACGUCCACAUCAUGGCUCUGAAUCUCGUUAGAGGUGUUCCACUGACCCCAACAGAAAAGCAAACUAUGCUAGACCUCCUUACACCUCCUCCACCACAAGGAGCUACUCCUUUCUCCUUUUGGAGGAGGUGGCAGGGUCAAUGAUGUGCCUUCUUUCAUCAGCCUUUCUAGCUAUUAGUUUGUGGCUUGGUGGGAAUGCAGAACUAUGGUCUUUCAAGUUUAGAACCAAUUUGUUAAAGGGUUUUUAGUUGAAUACUGUAUCACGAAUCGAAGAAGAAUUUUGAUGUUCAUAAAAUGUCAAAAGUAUGACUAAUAAUAAUGUAUAUGACUCUGUACGUUAAGAUAAUUGAUACUACCUUCUAAUUUGACUUUAUCA